GUACAUAUGUUUGAAAUUUCAUGUUUGUACUGGCAAUGAAUACAACUUCACCAAAAUCGUCGUUGGCGAAAUUGGGACUAUACCCUCGACCUAAGACCCUUAAAGUUAUGAUUCUCGGUCAAGGUGGAGUGGGGAAAUCUGCAAUGGUUGUUAGAUUUAUCACAAGAAGAUACAUUGGUGAAUACGAUCCAACAUUAGAAAAGGUCUACACUUUCCAUACAGUCAUUGACAAUGAAUUGGUAUAUUUCGAAAUCUUAGACACAGCAGGACAACCACACGAAACAGAAUGUAUGGGCUUGGAAGCGAAUAUUCGAUGGGCGGAAGCGUUCAUUUUAAUGUAUUCCGUGACUGACAAAUGUUCAUUUGACGAAUGCCAUCGUCUUAAAUUCCUAAUAAAUUAUAACAAAAGAAGAAGAAGACUGGGAAGUGCAGGAAAAGAUGGCUGCGGUGACGUUCCUGUAGUGCUAGUAGGUAAUAAGACAGAUCAAGUAGAAGACCGAAUGAUAUCCUUAGAAGAAGGACAAAGAAGAAGCAAAGAGAUCGGUUGUGUUUGUUUCCAUGAAAUUUCCGUGAGAGAAAGUAUUGAACAGGUAUGGAACGUUUUCCGCGACGUAUGUCGCUUUUGGAGGGUACAUAGUAAAAAUCCAACAAAACUUCGACGUAGCGGUACUGAAAAAGAACCAAUAUCACCUGAUACCAUCAGAUUACUGUGUUCCGCAGCUGUCUCCCCGAGUAGUUUAAUUCCUUACAGUUGUAGGCCUACAGGAACUAUAGGUAGACGCUGGACUGAAGAAGAGCUUGAGGAAGAAGAUGAAUCGGAAGCAAAAGACAGCAGUACAUCAAGUUCGCUUGAAUCUACACCAUUUAGAGAAAGAGCUUCGACCGAUGGCCACCUGCAACAGAAACCUUUGAGGUGGAGGUACCCACCUCCGUCGAGUUCAACCGAUCCGAUCGGUUAUUCCUCUAGAGCCAAUAGGCGAAUGAGUAUAUCCAUGAAAGGAAAUAAUGCCAGCUAUUAAUUAGUAUGUCUACUGGAGAAAUACAAGAAAUUGUUUGAAGAUUUUCCUGAUUCUUUGUGCUCUUUUUUAUAUUGUCAAGUCAAUCAAAUAUUCCACAAAAGCCAUUUUGAGGAAGAUGUCGUAUUUAAAUUAUCUAUAAGAUCAUUUUUAACAUGAUCAAUUUCCAUGGAAACAACAAAACUUAUUGAUAUUUAAUUAAGAUGGAAAACCGAUGCUCAAAUAUUUCCAAUUGUACCUCUUUGGGGUUUUGCUAUUUACCGUCCUCAUAAAAUCUUUUUAUUGCCCACUAAAUCGACUGAUUAGUUUUGUAUUUAUCGAUUUAGCUCAUUCUCGCUCAGUCAUGUGAAUGUUACGGGAAACGUAGAUUCUGCAGGAAAACCAAAAGAUCGAUUCAUGAACGUUUCUGUUUGCGCUUACCUUCCACUUAAAAUCAUUGAAAUGCGUGAGAAAUUUCAAAAAUAUGGUUUCAUAAUUUUCUGUUGGCGUCGUUCUAGCAUAAAUCAAUUUUAUAAGCGAGUUAAUUUUAAUCACACGUAUGUUAUUAACACCCAAGCAAUC
Molecule: messenger RNA, 1577 nt
Organism: Diorhabda sublineata
Lineage: Eukaryota; Metazoa; Arthropoda; Insecta; Coleoptera; Chrysomelidae
Product: ras-related and estrogen-regulated growth inhibitor
Exons: 6
Coding region: 21-1019 (332 amino acids)
Molecular function (GO): GTP binding; GTPase activity
Source: RefSeq, a predicted model, not a curated record